AUGGUGACCUUUUCCAUUCCCGGCGAUGAUGCCGCCGAUGUCACGAAUGGCACCCCAAAGUCGCGACCGCUCUUUCCGUUUGCUAGGCGCGCUUACGCAACUGCUUCGCCCUUUGGGAAUUCGGCGGCCACGAAACGCCUGGGCACGCCGCAGACGCUGCCCAGGGCGAGGCUGUUGACGACGCGCGACCAAGUCCCGUCUAGCAGUCUGAACAGGAACUCCACCGCAACGGCACGAAAUAUUUUCAGGGCGUCCACCACCGCCGAAAGUCCCCCGACAACCUCUACAUUCUCCCCGAGCAUUCCGAAUAGCACAAUCAAGAAGGUUUUCGCGCCAGGCGCAACGCCCGAACCUUCGAGGUUGUACCGCGAAUCGGUCGCCCAGGCAACACCUCGUGGUAUGGCAACUAAAGCGACCGACAAGGAGCUUUUCCCGAUGCGCAUCGCGUCCCCUCCUCCGGAGCUCACCGGAGAAGUUUUGACGCAAAAGAUACCCAAGGACUGGAACUCCAAGGGGUCCAUCUACGCCGAUCAGUUCCUUGCCCAUCUCUGCCCUCCGGGGCUUGACGAAGAGCAACGCCGCCAGUUCUUCUGCAUUUUGGAUCUGAGGCGGCUCAAGUACGCCGCCAAUGAGAUCUUUUCCAAGAAGGAUUGGAAACUGAAUGUUAUCAACUUUGCAAAAGAGUUUGAAAAGAGCCGAAGCAUCAUUUUGCUGCGGUAUGGUCUGUACGAGUUUCAGAAUGUCAAGCCGUCCAAGGAUGUCCUUAGGAGAUGGCGCCGGGAACACGGUUUACCUGAGCCGGAGGAGGAGGAAGAUGAACAGUCUACGCCUUCGAGACCGACGACGUCCAAAAAGCGCAAAGCUACGGAAGAUUUCUCAGACACCCCAGCUCUCAAGGGCAAACGUCGAGCAAUGGAAACACAGUCUCCGCAGCCACAGCCGGCCUCUUUUACCCCUGCUACCGGGAAGAACAAGCGUAAAGCCUCCAUUAGUGAGGAACAACCGGCAAAACUGCAGAAAUCAACCCCCUCCUCAGCGAAAACCCUCUUCGAGAAAAUUGCCACUAAACCAGCAGCUACCACCAAACCCGCGGAGGAGCCAGCACCGACUCCAAAGCCGAACCCCUUUACCGUCAACAAACCGGCAGUCAGUAGCAGCCUGGCCCGGUCUGCGAUCAACAACAAUCUGAAACCGCUUGGCAGUAAGGCUGCUCCUGCGGGAGGCAACGUUUUUGGCUAUCUUUCGGAUGCCAGCUCCGGCAAGAAUAGCGGCGUCGAUGCUGAUGCUGAGAGCGAUUCCGAGUCGGAGCGGGACGACAGUCAAGAAGCCGGCCAGAGCGACGAGCCCGUCCUCACAGCGAGUGGUGCUAGUUUAUUCGGCCAAAAUACCGUCUCGUCUGCAAGCGGAGAAGCAGUCGGCCCGUCAAUCGCACCAGGCACGCGCGAGAGCACGCCUGGUCGAAGCUUGUUUGAUCGGGUAACCAAGGGCAGCGAUGGUCAGCCUGUCCGUGUUGCAGAGAAGGUUGGGGAGGCUGCAGCCGAAGCCGAAGCCGAAGCCGAAGCAGAGCCGGAGCCGGAGUCCACCUCCCAGCUUGAUUCGCAAGUUGAUUCUCAAGCCGAGUCUUUGGCCGACCCCUCGGCUGCAGAACAGCCUGCUGUCAGAGAUCAGACGUGGAAUCCUUCAACCACACCUAUUAAAUUUGCCCCACCGUCAUCGUCAGCUCCUGGUGCAUCUUUGUUUGGCAACACGGGAGCAAGCUCUUCAAGCUCCAUCUUCGCAGCGAAAACCACUGCGCCGUCCAACAUCUUUGGUGCUGCCAAGCAGGAUCAGCCAUUUGCCAAGGAAUCUUUGGCUGGAGCCAGCACCGAUGAGAGCAAUAAGGAUGGCACCGAGUCGGACAAGGAGAACGAAUCGCAGCCCCCCAAGAAGGCGCUUCUCGAAACGAAGACUUACACGAGCCAACCUCUUUUUGGCUCAUCCCCCUUCACCGCCAAGCCUGCAACUACCGAGGCCCUGAAAUCCACGUCGAGCUUGUUUGGCGGUGCUACUGCACCGAAGCUUGAUGCAAAGCCAGAGGAACAGCCAGCCGAUACAAACGCGGCGUCCGGUCUCUUUGGCUCACAAAACAAACCUUUGGAGACGGCGCCGCCUGCUUCAUCAUUUGGAGCCAAGCCUGCCGAAACAAAUAAGCCGGCUGCAAGCGAAGCACCGAAACCGGCGUCGAUAUUCGGCAAUGCUAGCUCAUCCGCCACACCCGCGACGGGCAGUGCUGCAUCUCUAUUUGGUGCCAAGCCAGCCAGCACUGCGGGCAGUCUCUUUGGCGGCGCAGCUUCAUCAUCAGUUCAGCAGCCUUUGUUCGGAGCUGCUCCUCCCACCCCUGCCGAACCGGCUAUGGCCAGAUCGGACGCCACGAAACCAAUAUUCAGUUUCGGCAACAGUUCCGCGGCGGUUCCAUCCGUUACCGCUUCGAAACCCUUGUUUGGAGCCCCCAAGUCGCCGCCUACAAGCGCAUCAUCCAACAACAUGUUCGGAAGUCCCAUGAAACAGGACUCUCCCGCUACGAAGAAGGUUUCCAAUGGAGACAGCUAUGGAGGAUCCUCGACUCCCAUAUUCAGCUUUGGAGGCGGUCAGACAGCUUCUUCCACAACCAGCCUGUUUGGAGCCUCGUCCGCUCCGGCACAAGGUAACCUCUCUGCGACCGCCGGUCCGAUCAACUUUGGGGGCGCACCGUCCAAGACGGGCUCAAACUCUGGCGGUUUCAACUUUAGCUUUGGCGGCCCUUCCACGACGCCGAGUGGCAGCUUCAAUAACCCUUUUGCUUCUGGCGCCGGUGGUAAUGCUUCCACGUCGGCUGCCCCCUCAUCUGGAGGCACGUUUGCCUUUGGCGCUGGAUCCUCUGCGCCACCUGGCCAGUCCGGAACCCCCUCGCUCUUUCAGUUUGGCGGUAGCGGCGGCGGCGCCCCCGCAACGACCGUUGCCGGGGCCGGGGCCGUUGCCGGGGCCGGACUAGGGACCGGAGGCUCCCUGUUUGGGGCGAACCAGGGCAGCAGCAACAAUGCGAAUUUCGUUUUUGGAGGCGCCUCGGGAACUGGCAGCGCCCCCUCUUUCAACUUCUCGGCUGGAGGCACCGCGCCGCAGGGGACUGGUUCCGUGUUUGGUUCCAACCAAGCUGCCCCGGCCUUCAACCUCCAGCCGCCAGCUGGUGGAUCCACGACCACCGGGACCAACUCUCCCCUGAACCUCGGAGGGGGCUCCAGCUUGGCUACCACACCGGCAGCGGGAACUCCUGAGCCUUCGACUCAAGCAGACGCGGCAAGGGAUGGCGGCGCCAAUGAUGAAGACGGCGAGAAACACGAGCAGAUCAACCUGACGGACAGCGUCGAUGAGGAGGAAGAGGUGCUCCACGAAGUGCGGGCCAAGGCUCUCAAGUUUGUUCCCUCUCCUGACAAGACUGAUGGAUCAGAAGACAAGACCAAAUCCAAGAGCCCUUGGUCGACAGUAGGAGUGGGGCAGCUGCGAUUGCUCCAACACAAGGAGACGAGUCUUGUCCGCCUGCUCUUGCGGGCCGAGCCUCGUGGACAUGUGGUUCUCAAUCGUGCUGUGCUUCCGAAUAUGUCAUACAAGGCGGAUGACAAGUACGUCAAGCUGACGACGACCAACGAAGCGGGGGAUGGGCUUGAAACGUGGAUGAUUCAGGUGAAGACGAAGGAAGUGGCCAGAGACUUGGCUGCAAAAGUGGAAAAGCACAAGGAGCAGAACAGGAAAUAA
Molecule: messenger RNA, 3768 nt
Organism: Ustilaginoidea virens
Lineage: Eukaryota; Fungi; Ascomycota; Sordariomycetes; Hypocreales; Clavicipitaceae
Exons: 2
Coding region: 1-3768 (1255 amino acids)
Biological process (GO): intracellular transport
Source: RefSeq, a predicted model, not a curated record